AUGUCAAGCACAAAUAAAACUUACUUGGAUCAUUACAACUAUUUAGUCAUUGGAGGUGGUUCCGGCGGCGUAGCGUCCUCCAGAAGAGCUGCUUCUUACGGCGCAAAAGUCUUGCUAAUUGAAGCAAGUAAAAUGGGUGGGACUUGUGUUAAUGCCGGUUGUGUCCCCAAAAAAGUGAUGUGGUAUGCUUCUGAUUUGGCUGAAAAAAUCAAACAAUUGCAAGGAUACUGUUUCAAUGCUGAAAAUGUCAGCGAUGCUACUUUUAAUUACAGUGCCUUUAAACCUAAAAAAGAUGCUUAUAUUCAAAGAUUGAAUCAAAUCUAUGAAAGAAAUUUGGCAAAGGAAAAAGUCGAUUUUAUUUAUGGCUAUGCUACCUUUGAUAAAGGUGGUAAAGUUGUGGUCAAAACCCACACUGAUUCAAAAACAUUCACUGCAGAUCGUAUCUUGAUUGCCACUGGGGGUUCCCCUGUUCAUCCCCCUGAUAUUCCUGGAGCAGAAUUGGGUAUUGAUAGCGACGGUUUCUUCAAGUUGGAAAAAUUGCCUUCAAAAGUUGUUAUUGUCGGCGCUGGUUAUAUUGCUGUAGAAUUAGCAGGUGUCUUGCACAAUUUAGGUUCUGAAGUUGAGUUAAUCAUUAGAGGCUCCACAGUUUUAAGAAAAUUUGACGAAUCAAUUCAAAAUACCAUAACUGAUUAUUAUAUUAAAAAGGGAAUUAACAUUCAUAAAAAUUCACAAGUAAAGUCAAUUGAAAAGAAUGUAGAAUCUGGCAGCUUAUCGGUCUCUUUAGAUAAUGGCAAAGUUUUGGAAGUAGACGGUUUAAUCUGGUCAAUUGGUCGUAGAUCCUUAUCAGGAAUCGGUUUAGAUAAUGUUGGUGUUGAAUUAAAUGAUUUAGGUCAAGUCAAAGCCGAUGAAUAUCAACAAACAACAGCAAAGAAUAUUUAUUCCCUAGGUGAUGUUGUGGGAAAGGUUGAAUUAACUCCUGUGGCAAUUGCCACUGGUAGAAAAUUAGCAAAUAGACUAUUUGGCCCUGAAAAAUUUAAAAAUCAAAAACAAGAUUUUGAAAAUGUCCCUUCAGUCGUUUUUUCUCAUCCUGAAGCUGGUUCAAUUGGUUUAACCGAAAAGGAAGCAAUUGAAAAAUAUGGUCAGCAAAAUAUUAAAAUUUAUAAAUCUAGAUUUACUUCAAUGUAUUAUGCAAUGCUUGAAGAAAAAUCACCAACAAGUUACAAAUUAAUUUGCGCUGGUGAAAAUGAAAAAGUCGUCGGUUUACAUAUUGUUGGUGAUAGUUCGGCUGAAAUUUUACAAGGUUUUGGUGUAGCCAUUAAAAUGGGUGCAACUAAAGCAGAUUUUGAUAGCUGUGUUGCAAUUCAUCCAACUAGUGCUGAAGAACUUGUUACUCUUGUUUAA
Messenger RNA from Ascoidea rubescens DSM 1968, 1401 nucleotides. RefSeq names its product glutathione-disulfide reductase GLR1 (gene GLR1). Gene Ontology annotation, molecular function: glutathione-disulfide reductase (NADPH) activity; flavin adenine dinucleotide binding; NADP binding. NCBI's taxonomy places the organism in Eukaryota, Fungi, Ascomycota, Saccharomycetes, Ascoideales, Ascoideaceae. Gene Ontology annotation, cellular component: mitochondrion; cytosol. Bases 1 to 1401 code for a protein of 466 amino acids. The transcript has a single exon. Gene Ontology annotation, biological process: cell redox homeostasis; cellular response to oxidative stress; glutathione metabolic process. The record is from RefSeq and is a predicted model, not a curated record.